Molecule: messenger RNA, 1006 nt
Organism: Neolamprologus brichardi
Lineage: Eukaryota; Metazoa; Chordata; Actinopteri; Cichliformes; Cichlidae
Biological process (GO): regulation of gene expression
Cellular component (GO): nucleus
Source: RefSeq, a predicted model, not a curated record
CAGCACCAGAGGAAGUGUGCGGUGCUCUUCCUGUGUUUUUAUCCAUUUAUAUCUGAUGCAGGCUGCCAGUAAAUGGUCGCUUAAAUGUGAAGAAGCUGCUGCGGCUUAAGCGCCCGAUUUAACACUCACGCCACGACGAAACCCUAAUGGUGAUUACGUGAAGAUGAAAUCCACAAAAGGGGAGGCAAAGAUAGAAGAGACACAAAGCGAUGCGGUCACUAUUAAAGCUGAGCAUAAAUUAGAGCAGGGGAGUGAUGGCGAGGAAGGCUUCAGUGAAGUAUACACUAAUGGGCACGGCCUCCAUAUCCAGAUAAAGGAGGAGCCACAUUCGCAGGAGAUCAGCGAGGAGCACAGUGAAGGCACAGAAGACUGUUUAGACACUAAGCCUGACACUAUUACUGAUGCUUAUAUUUCACAAGGACACAUAAAGGAGGAGUUUGAGUCCUGCCAUUCACCACAUUAUGAAUUCACUGAAGCUGCUGUCAAGGAGGAGCCGGAGUCCUGGGUCAAAGAAGAGAGAGAGAGUGAAGAAGAGGUGGAGGAUGCAAGCAGCGCCCAAGAGGGGUUUGAAGAGGGAGAGGAGGAGGCUUGCAGAGAGUCAUCAUCCGAGUUUUUUCCAUGUCCGCACUGCACUGUCUCCUUUACUGACUUGGACUUCCUGGAGAAGCAUGUUAAGUGGGUCCAUCAGAAACAGUACCUUGCGAAACUCAACACAUGCAUCUCAAGCCGCACACUAAAUCUCAUCCCCAAAUACAGCUGCGGUGCAUGCAGCAGUACCUUUAACUCUAAAGUACACCUCAGGGUCCACGUACGUGAAGUCCACCCUUCUGCCCCUCCCCGCAGGCUUCACCCUUGCCCAACCUGUGCUCGCAGCUUCCAGUACCUGAAGAACCUAAAAAAUCACUGUCAGCGCUGGCACAACAUGUCUGUGGUUACUAGAGGAGGAUAUCUCAGUUGCGGCCUACCUUUUGUCAUUGACCCCCUGCCCCGGGUGUCUGGGCAUUGA